Molecule: messenger RNA, 1045 nt
Organism: Toxorhynchites rutilus septentrionalis
Lineage: Eukaryota; Metazoa; Arthropoda; Insecta; Diptera; Culicidae
Product: pyridoxal phosphate homeostasis protein
Exons: 5
Coding region: 125-901 (258 amino acids)
Cellular component (GO): intracellular anatomical structure
Molecular function (GO): pyridoxal phosphate binding
Source: RefSeq, a predicted model, not a curated record
AAUAUUAUUUUGUUUGUGAUCAGCUGUUGUUGAUAAGAAGCUGUGCAUCAAUCCGGGCCGGCAAUCAGUUCUUGUUUUUGGUGCAACUCGUACACAUUCUCAGUGAUCCUUCCGUACGAUAUUAAUGAUAAGACGAACGAUGACGGAAGUAGAUGUGAAGUUGGGCAUUCGACAAACGCUGGCCAAAAUCGAUGAGGCCUACUCUAAACGGUUGAAAACUAGCAACGCCCCAAAGCCUCUGCUCGUGGCAGUGAGCAAAACGAAACCCGUCGAUCUGAUUGUGGAUGGAUACUCUAUUGGACAACGGGAUUUUGGUGAAAACUACAUACAGGAGCUAAUUGAGAAGGCAAACAAUCCAACGAUCCUCGAGCAUUGUAAGGAUAUCCGGUGGCAUUUUAUCGGUCGCCUGCAGACCAAUAAGAUCAACAAGGUUGUCACGCUGCCCAAUUUGCACAUGGUUCAAACUGUUCACAACACCAAACUGGCAGAUGCUCUGAACAAGGCCUGGGAGAAAGUGAAGGCUGCCAACCCCGACAAACAGACACUAAAUGUUCUAAUUCAAAUCAACACCAGCGGAGAAGAUGAGAAAAGUGGCACCGAACCUGCGGAGGCCGUGAACCUGUACCGCUAUCUGUCGGAAAAGUGUCCCAACUUGAACUGCCAGGGUGUGAUGACGAUUGGACGGUUCGGACAUGACUACUCUACCGGUCCCAAUCCGGACUUUAUCGAGCUGAUGAGCUGCCACCAGCGAAUCUGCAGCACCUUCGGAAAAGAUCCCGCCGAGCUGCUUGUGUCCAUGGGCAUGUCGGACGACUUUGUUCAGGCGAUCGAGAUGGGCAGCACAAUCGUCCGCGUAGGCAGUUCUAUUUUUGGAGCGAGAGCGAAGAAAAACGAAGCAUAGGAAUUCUGCUCCCCCUGCACCAUCGCUACCUGCUUCGCGGAAUCAUCGUGCGGUACGAGUUGAAAGUUGUUUUGUUAUUUUUGAAUAUCGAAUCAAAAAAAUAUAAAAGGUAUCGAACGCAAUGCGUUGCAUACAUCGAAAACA